ACAAUGUUUCAGAAAUCAUGUGAGAUGAGACCAAUCUGUAAAGUGUACCAUUUGUCUAUGGAUAUAAUUGCUUGGAAUAUUUUCAAAUUUGAACGCUAAAAUCGUUCAACUGUCGAAUAGAACGUUAAGUUACGUUCAUUUUAAUACGGUACGUUCUUCUCUUGGCUUCAAUGAUUUAGUGCAAUUUAGUGAUUAAAACGUUGCCCAGGAUUUUCCGUCCACAAGUGUCCUUUUCUUGAACGAUAUUCACAUAUGAAAUUAAGAGAAAAGCGAAAUACUUAACAAUGUCUACACCGACGAAGUCCACGGGUGCGAAGUUUAUCGAUGUAACUUUAUUAAACACUCCUGAACCACAAGCAACGUCGACUGUACAAAGAAAAAGCACAUUGGGAAAUAAGUUCUUUGAUCAAAGUAUUAAUGAAGCUAUAUAUAAACGAUCUACAGCGAGUAAAGAUGAUACAAUACAAAAGUCUGAUGAUUCGUCUCUGGGUAUAUUGGACAACAUAUCCUCCUUUCUAGCUGAAGUAAGUGGACCUGAUUUAUACAAGCAAAGGGAAGACAAAUUGGACUCAGAACGUGAACUAGCUAGAAAACUACUUCAAAGAUGUAGCAACAUUAAAACUACAUCUCUUCCAUAUAAUACAAACGAAGAAAAUAAUGUCAGCAUUCAAAAUCUAUGCAGCAAUAUAACAUCUCCGACUCUUGUCAGUCAAGGAGACUCUUCUACUCAGACGAAUACUCAAGAUGAGAGUACAUUACGUUCAAUUGUUAGCAAGGCGAGUAACAUCGUUUUCGAACCAAACGAAAUAAGCGCCCGCUCAUCUGGUUUGAGCAGAAGUUCACAGAAACGUUUAUCAGUAACGUCUGAUCAAAAUGUGAAUGCAAUAACAUUCAAUUCAACCGAUGCCGAAUUGAUGGCACAGUUUGGAAAUGAAGAAUUCCGACCUGCUUCUGAAAUGGCUAGUCAAUUGCUGGCAGAUGAAGCAUCCUGGCAGCAAAAUUACUCCUAUGCUCUUCCAACAACGACUUUGGCUGAAAAAGAGUAUCUGAAUUUAUCCUGUUUUUCCGGUAUCAUUGGUGAUCUGGACUUAUCAGUAGAAUCUUGCGGCGGCCGUAAGAUGGCCGUUGAUGAAUUUUUCAAGAGGAAAUGUGGUAAUGUUGGAGAAUUAACCGAUGGUGUAAUCGAAAGGCCAAGUUUAGGAUUGUCUGUGAACAGUCCUAAAAAAAAAGGCGACCUUGUUCCAUUGGUUGACUCAACUAUCAUAACAGAAACAUCAUCAGCUAGCUCAUUUAUUGCAAAGGGCAAAAGUCUGCAGAACAAUCCAAGUACAACGAAAAAUACAGAAGAACAAAGUAUCAUGAGUUUAACUAGCAUUGCUGAAGCAUUACAGGAUAUCGACAGUGGUACACCACGAAGAUUAGUGGAUGAACUUAUGGCAAAGAAAAAGAAGAAAUCUGCACACAUGAUAGAAGAGGCGAAUAGGGAUACAUAUACCAUGCUGCCUUUGAAUAGAAAGUCAAUGCCUGCAACCUCAAGUAGAAGCAUCGAGAAUUUUGAAAAAGAUAUUCCACCAUUAAGUUUGUCUUCGAAACUAUCACUAGAUAGCAAAAUUCCUAAUGAAACGUUAGAUCUUGAACACUCUGCUUCAAGUAGGCGAUCUUUAAACUCCAAUCUAGACGCGAAAACAAAUUUCAGAACUGCCUGUCAAAAUCUUAAAAAAGAAAUAAGUAAUAAAAACUUGAAGUCUUCGUACAGUCAAGAAUUUCAAUCUUUGAUGGAAGAUCCGAAAUUAUCCUUCUUAAAUUAUACUAAAGGACGAAACGUUCCAUCCUGUGUUUCACUAACUAACAUAAAACACAAACAAGAGACAGAAUUUGUUAAUUCGAAAAUCGAAGAAUUUGGGAUAAAGGAAAUUAUUAAAAAGGAAAAUAUUUCUUAUAAAGAUAAAACAGAAUCUAUUAUACAGGAUCUUUCAAAUUCUGAAGAAAUUGAGUCUCAAUUAAAUGUUGUCAUUGGUAAGAACACAGAGGAAUUGUGUAGUUGUAUUGUUGGUAUGUCGAGAGAAGCCGGCAUCCAACUGCUAAACAAAGGUGACAGAUGGGUUACAUGUUCUUUAAGUUUAAAUCAGGUACAAGGGGACAAACAAAACGUUCAACUCGUAUCACCAAAAGAUGUGAUACUUAUUAAACCAAACUCUGAGCAAAAUGCCAAGAUUGCAGUGACGAUAGUUAAGAUGUGUAAACCCAUCAUAGCUAUUUUGAAUAUAACAGUUUCGGAUAUGGUUACGAGAUCUGAAUGGAUCAUAAAGCACAUAAUUUGCUUCAAGCCUGAAGAAUUAAAUGUAAUCGUUUCGAAUCCAUCGCAAAAGAAGGAGCUGGUCUUUCAAUCCAUCAUUGAGAACACUAUAUCUGUUCUCCCUGUUACGAUCAAGAAUAAAAACAGCAUUGAGAUAUGCAUGAGACUCUCUAUAUCACAAGAUGAACCACGAGUAUUCGGUCUGGAAAAUUACAAUGAAAUGCAACGCGUGACAAUAAAGUCCCAGGAAUCUUUAACCCUGAAUGUCCAGUGCAAAGGUAUCUUACAGAGACAUCUAGAUCAGUCACAGAGAUCUUUGCAAUGCUAUGAUGGGAACUUGAUAGUUCAAGUGGAAAACGGCCCAGAUGAUACCAUAAUAAUCAAAGAAAUAGCUCUGAAAGCACAAGUAGGAACUUGUAAGAUACAAUUAGUCGACACUGAUAUGCCUUUCGUGGUGUCCAAUAAGCAAACUAAAUCGAUGAACGUGAUCAAUGUUGGAAAUGUACCGGUACAGGUGUUUGCUUCAUUCGCAGACACGGAUUGUGGGAAAAGCUUAAAACAUUUUACAGUUGAACCACAACAUAUACUUUUACAACCUAAUAACACCGGCUACUUUAAUAUUACAUACAAACCACAAAAUUCAGACGCCUCGAAAAUGCUUACAAAAAUACAAUUCACUGCUGCCAAUAAUGUAUAUCAGUACUCCGUUUGUGGUGAAUCAAGUACUUGCAUGGAGACAGAGAACGAGCAAUUUCUUCGUUGUGAAACUCCUCAACUUUUAUCAUCUGCUAGUUCUCCAUCAUCUCCCCACAGUGUGAUUUCAAAUAAGUCGGGGAUUUCCGGAAGGAACUCCCCUCUCAGUUCUGUGUCGGGGUCUACAGUUGCUGGUGAUAAAAUCCCUAUAAAAACAACUCACGCUGCUUUGGUAUGGAACAGUAUAAAAACAGGAAAGUCUGAUGUCAAAGAAUUCACUAUUCGCAACACUAGCAAUAACAAAAUCAAGCUUCAAGUUACUAUAUCCGACAACGAGAAGAACUUUCGGUUUUUGCGAGAACGACAAGCUGGUGGCAUGAGUAUGGUGUUAGUACUGCAAGGAUCAGAAAGUAGAACAUUGUCCGUUGUAUUUAACCCUCACCAUUUGGGUGCAGCUACUGGUAAAAUCGUGUUCAGACAUUUUGAACCUAGAAGAGAUGAUAAUGAGUCUCGACCGUCGAAAGUGUUAUUUUUAUACGGUUACGGUGGCUACAGCAGGGUCGAAAUUUCUGAAGCUUUCAAAGACACAAGCGGGAAGAUGUGGUUGUCCCUAGGUCAGCUAAAUUCUGGAGGUUCCUUGAAUGCGAGACUUCGGUUACAAAACACGGGUGACUUGUGUUCUUAUGUCAAAAUUAAAUUAAUACCAAAAGCUGUGUAUCCUUCUAUGGUUUUAAGUUGGCACGUGAACCCAACCGAGUUAAUAUUAUAUCCAAAAGAAACACAAUGGGUAACUCUGGAAUUUCAUCCACGAAAAGAAGAUCUAGCAUUGUUGCAACGAUCGGAUGUAUCUCAUGUAGGAACAAUACAUAUUACUAACGGGGAUGAACCUACGCGAUGGCGAAUUCGCAGAUUAUAUAAUAAAAUAAAAGAAUCAGGUGAAUUAAACGGUAACGAAAAUGAAGCAUUUAAAAAUAUAGUUCAUCCAAUAUGCAAAUCCUUCCCGGGUGAACAAUUGAUGCCGGAUAUAAAUGCAAUCCGUGAUUCAGUGCAAAAUCUAGGAGACCUGUGUCAAGGGAUUCGACAGCAUGAGAUUAUGCUCACAAUGGAAGUGUGCGCCGAUGAAACAAUGUCAGUUCUUCAGGAUAAUGCCGAUGAGUCUCAAAUGUUUUAUUCUCUGUGCAGUGACAAUAGUCACAUAUAUGACGGAAAUGCUGCAAGCUUUCUACCCUCUGACAUGCUCUUAGCAAACAGUACAACUCAAUACGUGAUGAAUGUUGAUAAUUUUAUAGUUGCACCUUCUGUUGUAAUAUUAACUGCGCCGACCAAAAUGGAGGCAAUCGUGACUAUAAAAACUACAUGCACAGUCGCUCAGGUUUUCGAGACUGCUUUAUCAAAUGUAGAAUAUUUGAGUGUUGUGCCUGCGGAAGGCAUGAUACCCACGGGAAGAGACUUCCAGUUAAAAAUACAAUGUAAACGAAAAGUCGAGCGCAGCUUCAACGCAGUACUCGAGAUCUACACAGAGAACAACAAGUUGGAUGUACAGAUAAAAGUAAAUGUUGAACGAAUGUAAAUUGCACUGUUAUAGUUAAUACUUGUACUUAAUAUUUAUUUGACAGAACAGCUUUAGUUUUGCAUUU
Megalopta genalis is the source of this 4626-nucleotide messenger RNA. It is a transcript of the gene spd-2, whose product is annotated as spindle defective 2. NCBI's taxonomy places the organism in Eukaryota, Metazoa, Arthropoda, Insecta, Hymenoptera, Halictidae. The record is from RefSeq and is a predicted model, not a curated record.